Molecule: messenger RNA, 1107 nt
Organism: Epithele typhae
Lineage: Eukaryota; Fungi; Basidiomycota; Agaricomycetes; Polyporales; Epitheliaceae
Exons: 7
Coding region: 1-1107 (368 amino acids)
Source: RefSeq, a predicted model, not a curated record
AUGCUCUCCGAGGUCAAGGUCGAAGAACAGGAACAAGAAGGAUCUACAAACGCUGCUCAUAAAGCCGUAAAGAGGCUUGCAGAGGAGAAUGCAGAUCUUCGAUCACAGCUGGACGAAGCCGCAAUUCUGAGCCUGUCACAGCUGGACGAAGUUGCAAAUCUGAGGUCACAGCUGGAGGAAGCUGCUGCACAAGCGGUACUUGAUAGCUUUCGGAUCCACGACCUCGAAGAUUCAUGCACAGUCGCUGAGAACCUGCGGUCAAAAUUCAUGCAAGCAACCAAUAAACUCGCCGAAUUUCAGACAAAGGAGUACGCAAUGACGUCCGAACGCUCGGCUGAAGAACUUCGGGAGACUCUGUGGAAGCUUCCUUCACCCAAUGGCCCAAACCCGGGAGAUAAGACCACACAACCCAUCUUCGAUUGCGUCGAGGCUUUCGAGAUGUCAGAGCUCGCGAUUCAGGCAUGCGCCGCAGACGGAUACUGCUUCUUCCCCUCACUCUUCUUCGCUCGACACCACGACAGGGACUCCGCAUACGUCCUCUACCCUAAAUACAAGUUUGAGGUUGGCCAGGAAAUCCCGGACCAUGCAAGAUGGGCGAUACAUGAAGCCGCCGUACAGUUUGAUGCACAGGAGCAACGGGACGUCUUGUAUGGCCGGCUGCGCGGGGACGUAUGCUACGCGGGCACCUUCUACGCAGACAUCGGAUCCGUCUGCCUGCCAUACGCCCAGGCCUCGGUGAUCUGCCAAGAAACUGACAUCCUCACCAUACUCGCUCGAGAGACUCUGAACAUGUCUCCCCCAUAUGAGCAAAGCGAUAAGGACCAUUAUAUCAAGAUCGUCAAGGAUCUGUACUUGAGUGGAUACCUUCCGGUACGGUUCCUCGGGCUCCAGCGCGUCUGGUUCAACACGAAACUAUUCGGCAUCCUGGACACGGAAUAUAAAGAUCACUUAUCCCGGAAGGCGCAGGAACAGACGGCUUCGGCCCGCCCAGCUCGCCGCAAACGCAAAAGCGCUCCUGAGAACGUCGAGAGCGGCAGGCCAUCGGGGUCGAAAGCUCCGCGCGUGGGGCACGGUGCCGGUGACCCGCGGCCGGUCGGAGCGGAUUGA